Molecule: messenger RNA, 3438 nt
Organism: Neoarius graeffei (lesser salmon catfish)
Lineage: Eukaryota; Metazoa; Chordata; Actinopteri; Siluriformes; Ariidae
Exons: 5
Coding region: 1-3438 (1145 amino acids)
Biological process (GO): DNA integration
Molecular function (GO): nucleic acid binding
Source: RefSeq, a predicted model, not a curated record
AUGCUGCGUGAUAGGAUUGUCUGUGGGGUGCUAGAUGAAGCACUCCAGCGGCGUCUGCUGGCAGAACCAAAGCUCACUUUUAAAGAUGCAGAGGAAAGAGCCCUCGCUGCCGAGACAGCCACUUCAAAUGCUCGCAUUCUUAAUCCAGAACAGACUGACACUGCACAAACAGCUGAUGUUCAUCAGACCUCAACGAAGGGGAAACAAACAGAGACCCAAAAUCAUCCGUGUUUCCGUUGUGGGGGGGUGCAUGACCCUCGUACCUGCAAAUUCAACUCAGCUGUACGUCAUUACUGUAAGAAGAGAGGGCAUAUUGCUCGUGUUUGCCUAAAGAAAGCCAAGGAUGGCUCUGAAUCUUUGGGGACGGGUGCCCAAUCAACACAGCAUGCACACAUUGUCACACAAAGAGAGGAGCAGGAAUACGAAAUCUACACAAUGGGCAGGCAGGUGAUUGCAGCAAAGAGGCUACCAUAUCAGACCACUGUGAUAUUAAACAACAAAGCACAUGUGAUGGAAGUGGAUUUUGGAGCGGCAUGCUCUUUGAUCAGUGAAAACACCUACAACACCCUGUGGUCGGACCAACCUCCUUUAAUACAUAAAGACAAUAGUGUGCUUAAGCAGUGGUCACAGGCAGAGCUGCGGGUUAGGGGGAAGAUUUUUGCAAAAGUGCAAUACCAGGGCCAUGAGGUCACAUUGCCCCUGCUUAUUGUGCAAGGACAGGGGACAAGUCUUUUGGGCCGCGACUGGUUUGAUGCCUUAGGCAUAUCCAUGAUGGGCGUGCAUCAAGUACACAUACAAUCCGUAGAGUCAAUCCUGAAUGAAUAUGCAGAAGUGUUUCAAGAGUUGGGGGCCACACACACACCUCCAAUCUCCAUUGACAUUGAUCCUACAGCUUCACCCAAGUUCUUCAAAGCCUGCCCUGUGCCAUUUGCUCUUCGUCCCAAGUUAGAUGAAGAACUUGAUAAGCUAGUAGCUCAAGGCAUUUUUGAGCCAGUACGUACCUCAAGACUAGCAGGUGGGGUGAUUUUCAGUAAACUGGACCUCAAACAAGCUUACCAGCAGCUCGUGUUGGAUGAUGCCGCAGCAGAACUCCUUACCAUUAACACACACUGUGGACUUUUCCAGGCCCGCCGUCUGCAGUUUGGGGUGUCAACGGCCGUGUCGAUAUUCCAGCGCUUCAUGGACACCCUUCUUGCUGGCAUUCCAGAAGCAGGUCUGCGGCUGCAGAAAGAAAAGAGCAUUUUUGCAGCAAGCCAGGUUGAGUUCCUGGGUUUUCGGGUGGAUAAGGAUGGUGUACGGCCAACUAGUGAAAAAGUGGAGGCAAUCCAGAAGGUGCCAUCACCCCAGAACAAAACACAGCUGCAAUCCUUUCUUGGCCUCCUAAAUUUUUACAGCUGUUUUCUGCCCAACAAAGCUACAGUGUUGGAAGCUCUGCAUCGUCUGCUGGACCAGUCCUCCACGUGGCACUGGAAUGAUGAACAUGAAAAGGCUUACACUGUUGCAAAGCAGCUACUACAAGCUGAUGGUGUGCUGACCCACUAUGAUGAAAGCAAACCCCUUGCCAUUGCAUGUGAUGCUUCACCCUAUGGCUUGGGGGCGCUUCUCUUCCAUAUUGAGCCAGACGGACGGGAGGCCCCCAUCUGUUUUGCAUCCAGAACGCUGUCUUUGACGGAGAGGAAUUAUGCACAAAUUGAUAAAGAGGCGCUGGCUGUCAUUUUUGCCAUCAGGAAGUUUCACCAGUACCUCGCUGGUUGCCAUUUUGUGUUUUUUACUGACCACAAGCCUCUCUUAGGCCUGCUGCAACACUCUAAGCCCAUGCCCUCUGUACUGUCUCCUCGCAUGCUGCGCUGGAGUGUGAUUCUUGGAGCCUAUGAUUAUGAGCUCUGCUACCGACCAGGUAAACAGCUAGCAAAUGCUGAUGCUUUGAGCUGUCUGCCCCUACCCUCUACAGUGGCAGUGACCCCACCACCCCUGGAGGUACUUUUAUUGGAAAUGGUACCGGAUGCCCCAUUAUAUGCAAGCAGAAUUGCUGCCCUCACUCUGAAAGAUCCAAUUCUGUCUCACGUUUUACGCUGGGUCCUGCAUGGCUGGCCAGCAAAGGUGCCUGAUGCCCGUUUCAAGCCAUUCCUCAACUGCCGUCAUGAGCUGUCGGCACAUAAGGACUGCCUCUUAUGGGGAAGUCGGGUGGUUGUUCCCAAUCUGGCAAGGGAGGGAGUAUUAGCCAUGCUACAUGAUGCACACCCAGGUAUUGUGCGCAUGAAAGGGCUGGGUAGGAGUUAUGUAUGGUGGCCAGGUAUGGAUGCCGCCAUUGAGCAAACUGUGAAAUCCUGUGACAUCUGCCAAAGGUCCUGCCAUGCUCCGCCCACUGCACAGCUGCAUCCAUGGGAGUGGACAACAAAGAAAUGGUCUCGACUGCACAUAGACUUUGCUGGUCCAUUCCAAGGAAAGACUUUCCUCAUCGUUGUGGACUCCCACUCCAAGUGGUUGGAGGUAGCCAUGGUCAGUUCAAUGUUAUCCUCUGCUGUGAUUAGCACACUGAGACUAUUGUUUGCAACUCAUGGUUUGCCAGACGUUAUUGUCCCUGACAAUGGGGCCUCCUUCACCUCUGAAGCAUUCAAGGAGUUUGCCAGGCGCAAUGGCAUAAGGCAUGUGACUACAGUGCCCUAUCAUCCCCGCUCCAAUGGUCAAGCUGAACGCAUGGUCCAGACAACCAAGGAGGCCUUGUCCAGAAUCACCGCUGGGGACUGGCAGACAUGUCUAGCUAGGUUCCUACUGUCACAACACACCACUCCUAAUUGGUCAACUGGAAAAAGCCCUGCUGAGAUGCUCAUGAAUAGGUGCCUUACCACGGCUCUCAAUCGCCUUCAUCCAGAUUUUGAAAAGGACAUGCAUCACAAACAAGAGGUGGUUGCCGAUAGGCAGAGAGGCAGUGCUAGGAGUUUUCAGCCUCAAGAUAAUGUGUACAUGAGGAGCUACGUUGGAGCACAUAAAUGGGUCACGGGGGUCAUCAUGGAUACCACAGGCCCUGUUUCAUACAGAGUACAAACACCAGAUGGGCAACUGCAUCGGCGCCAUGUGGAUCAACUUCGUGGUCGAGUGCCGGCAUGUGCUGACCCGGGUUCUGAAGAAUCACCUGACCACAGUGCCCAGGAGCCUAUUGAACCGACCCAACCUGUCUCUCCGCAACCACCAGACAGCGUGGAGCCAGGUGAGCGAUCCUCACCCCAGCAGUGCAGAGGUGAGGCCUUGGCCAGUGUGCUGGCAUCGUGGGGAGCCUGGGCACUUCCAGGAUCAGUGCCAUGCAAUGGAGGUGGGGGCAGGAGGCAGAUCCCCUAUGCACCAGAAACCAUCCCCAAUCAAGCUGGAACAUACCGCAUACUGAUGUUACUGAAGCCACCGUUCCCACACCAGCAGGCUCAGGAGGAGCUUCUUUCCUGA